AGAGACCUGCAGGUCUUCUGUUUUAUGAGCAAAGCGCUGAGAAUCCGCUUGUUAUGAGCGCUAAACGUUAUUUUGCCGCUGCCGUGCGGAGCGGUAGAGAAACACGUUUCAAACACGGAACCGAGUCUGGUUACCGAACCGAGCAGAAUUCCGAUGACGUCACACCGGUGCGCGAAGGUGCGGGUCCCAACCAACAGGUGAGGAGGGAGAGAGGAGGUAAACAGCGAGUGGAUCACAGGGAUUGAACUGAUGUUUUUGAGGAAACCUGCGGUAAAAAUGGCUGUUCUUGUCAGGUACUGGGUUUGUGGGUUCACAUUUCCUCUUCACAGGUUGUUGGAGGGCUAGGGAGACUCAUAAGGAGACUCCAUCCAGCUAAUUACCUCGGCUGCAGAGUCACCCUGCUCACCUGCAGCCCAUCAUGUAAUUAGACGGGAGGAAUAAAGGAGCCAGUGAAUCAGCCACUCAGCGCCAGAUUGUUAACGUCCAGCCACCUGAAUCUGUUCCUGUUAUCUGAUCUUAUUCUAGUCUGUUCCCUGAAACCUCUGUCUGUCAUCACAGGAUUCCUAGAACCCGUUCUGGAUUACAUCUUUGUGUGGAAGUCUCAUACCAGCCUCUGCAGCUCCCGGAUCUCCCUAACCACGGCUGAAUCCUCCCUGGCUCUGUUCUCCUCCCGUGCGUCUCCUGUUCACCCUCCAACAACCCGUCUCACUGCUCCGAACCUCCACAUCUGCAGCCCCGGCACCGGGCUCACCUCUCCCACGCUCCGCUACAACCAAAUCUCAUGAUCCAAUCUCUAGCUCCGGAACCAGCCCAUCCCUGCCAGCCUCCGCUCACCUCUAAUAAACUAUUUUUUUACUACAUCUCCUGGUCUCUUGAGAGUCAUCUUGUAUGUGGGUCAAAUAUCUAAAUGGAGAAACCAUGACAGUUCUCAUUAUCACGGGUGUACCCCCCCCUUUAGACGUGGCGCUCAUGCAGGUGUCUCUUUCUGUUCUGACGCUGCUGCACGUAAUAUUUUUAAUUUAUUAAGCCUACAAUUUUUUUUACUCCGUAACGGAUAUGAUUAAAAAUGUAGCGAAUUACAAUUUUUUAAAAACUUACUCAAGUAAAAGUACAGAUUUUAAAAACGACUUAAAAAGUAUAAAUAUACUAAAAAGCUACUCAAUUACAGUAACGUGAGUAAAUUUAAUUCGUUACUUUCCACCUCUGCACAUAAAGGAGAUGCAAACCAGACCACGGCAUGACGAUGACGUCACAAAGGAACAACGCUGUCUGAGUCAUUUGGAAUCUUUAGCCAGAGACGACCAGUUUGCUCUACUGACUGUCCUUCACUCAGUGCGUGGUUCUUGUGUUAUUGAGCAGUUUCAGUCAAUAACUGUCUACUUCUAAUCAAAAUGCCUGGACUACAAAAUUAUCGUAUACCCAAAAACGAGCCGGUUCAUCAGGAAAAUUCUCAGCUUAAGGAAAAAAAUGCUGAUUUAAUGCUUGAGACUAAACAUCUGAGGGAACAAGUGAUGGAUCUUAGAAAAAAGCUUUCUGAACAACUGGUGGCCACCAGAAAUAUGGAGAGCAAAUGGCGGGCGAGCGACACAUCUCUGCAAAAGGAGAAAUCUGAAAGGUCAUUACUCCAGUCCAGAUACACUGAAAUGUGUCUUCAAAAUGACAAGCAGUUCACGGAAAUUAAAUACCUCAGGAAACAACUUUCCAAUGAAGUGGAGGCCAACAAAAUGAUGGAAGAGAAAUACCGUAAGUCCAGAGAUCUGGCUCAGACCUACCACAGCAAAAUGGCUCAGGAAAAGUUUAAAAGAGAUGUCGAGAUGACCGUUUUAAACAUAGGUCAACAGAAUUUAUUGUCUGCUAUGAAUAACCUCGAAGGCAAACCUUCCAAUGAAUCUGCCGGCGGGGCUAAGCUGCAGAAACAGCAAAACAAGACUUUGAAACAGGAUUUUAACAACAGAGAGGCUAAACUGUGUUACAAGCCACUAAAAACUUUAGGCCACCACAAUCUGUCAGACGGAGCGCAAAGCUCCCCCAAGACUGUCCAACUGCACACGCCAUUGGAAAUUCAGAAAGGUAAAAGAAAAGCAGAAUGCAUUUCAUACGACGUGGCCACGGCACUGAAAAAGCGACCAAAGAUUCAGCUAGACGAACCACGGGAUUGCACCAAGCUUACCUGGAAUAAGUACAAAGAGCACUACAGAUCAAAUGUUAAUAUGCCUGAGAGCAAAAAACGUAAGAGGGAAGAUGAGACUCCAUCUGCAGAUGAAGGUAAAACAGCUACGUUUACAACUGAGAGAGAGGAAUACAUUUUUAAAAAACUGAAGAGAAACCAAGAAAACGUUUAAAGACACAGCGGCUGUCGUUUAAAGACUGGCCUCAUAGUCUUUACUCAUAUUAGUUUGACGUAUACUAGUCUUUACUUAUACUAGUCUUUACUCAUAUUAGUUUGACGUAUACUAGUCUUUACUUAUACUAGUCUUUACUCAUAUUAGUUUGACGUAUAUUAAUAUUAGUCUUUACUUAUACUAGUCUUUACUUAUA
Molecule: messenger RNA, 2538 nt
Organism: Nothobranchius furzeri (turquoise killifish)
Lineage: Eukaryota; Metazoa; Chordata; Actinopteri; Cyprinodontiformes; Nothobranchiidae
Source: RefSeq, a predicted model, not a curated record